AUGUUGAACGCCCCAAUUGGCCCAUGGUCGCCGUUGCCGUGGUCCUCAGUUAAGCAGCCGGGCUGCGGCUGCAGGCGGAAGGAAGCUUCGUGGCCCCCGGUGCGAGAGCUGUUCCCGCAGCAGGAAGACCGCUUCCGAAGCUCCCUUUCUGCUGGUUUCGCUGCUGGCUUGGCAUCUGGCUUCGUGUGUCGACAGCCCAGGUUUUCGAGACUGGAGCGCGCUGCCAGCCCUCCGUGGCUGCCGGGGAAUGAGGAGCUAGCGAAGAUCGCUGCAGGGGAGCGACCCCUUGGAUUUUACUGUCUUCGUUCGCCUGCAGAUGAGCGGGCGAUGGUCCUCUGCGAGCUUCAAACGAAGGAGGAUGGGAAGCGUCGCUUCCACAUUCCUGCAUCCAAAGGGACAGCCGUUUCUGCUGCAGCCGCUGAAGGCUCUGUGCACUGGAAGGUGAAAAGAGGCAGCCGAGCCUUGGGGGAGUUCAGCGAGAACUCUUUGGUGGUUGAAAGGAAGGAGCGGCUUGAGCGCUCGAGUGCACAGGGCCGAUGGCGCCGCUGGAGCCACAGUGGAGACACCGGAGGUGUCUCGAGUGGGGGGCCCGAUGGCUCGUCGGGCUACGAGAGCGAGGAGAAGCAGUCGGCACCGCGCCGUGAUGGAUGGGAUGGCUGGGCUGAAGAUGGCUCCUGGGGUGGGGGCUCCUUCUCCGAGGCCUUCGGAACAUGGCGAGGAAGACGGGGCUUCAAUGAAAAUUGGAGCUGGAAAUCCGACGUCGAGCCGGACGCCACGAUCAAGGACGACCCGAACGACGAGGAGACUGAGGACCUGCGUGGCAAGGUCAAGGUGGUGGGAGGCCAGGCCGGCCCGGAACGGAAGGGCACGGGCAAGGUUUCCAACACGUAUCCUCCAGUGUUUCGUGCGAAGCCUCAGGAGUCCUACCAGGAGUGGAAAAGAAGUGUGGAGUUUUGGAUCGGAGGUGAAGGUGAGCAGCUUCCGGUCGAGUUGAUUGGGCCGAGGAUGAUGGUCCAGCUGAAGGACAGGGCGGCACAGCUGGUGAAGCAUUUGCAUAUCAAUGACAUGAACGGGCCCAACGGGAAGCAGGUGAUCUUCAAGGAGCCCGAGAAGUCGCCGUUGAUAAAGCAAGUUGACCGCCACCGUGUCGAUGAGCAUCGUCGCCGGCUUAUGCAGCUUAAUCGUGCCCCCGGGGAAAGCAUGGAAUCCUACGUGACACGGGCCGGGGUCUACCGGAGCCACUUGUUGGGGGUGGACCCAAAUAUGGCCAUGGGAGAAGCGUUUUACGUGGGGCACCUCCUGGACCAUGCCAAGUUGACCAAGAGGGACCGGGCGAUGAUCAAGACGAAGGCGGGGGACUUGACCGAUGAGGAGAAGGUGACCUCGGCGAUGAUAGAGCUGGCCAGCGAAAUGGACGGAGAAAGCGGCUUCCCAGUGGGAGCCUCAGAGCCCAAUCUGGCGAGGAAUGGCGAGGAAUGGCUCUUGCAAAGGGAUCCUCGCAACAAUGGGCGGCAGCCAACUGGGCAACCUGGAGGCCGAGCUCUUCGAGGUGCUUUUCUGGCCGAGGCGGACGAGGAGUCGGUGCUGGGCGAGGAUUUUGGAGGUGAGACAGACGGCCCAGAGGCCGAUGCUGCCCCGCCCGAGCUGCUGCACCUCGAGCACGAGGCUUUUGGGACUCAGUUCAAGGCCAGGCAGAAGAUUGCUGAAGUGCGGAAGCUGAGGCAGUACUACCAGAAGCCUGACACCGAGGAGAAGAAGAAGUGGCUCACCGAGCAGAUGAAGAAGAACCCGUGUCAUGCUUGCGGGCAGCUGGGGCAUUGGAGCAGAGAAUGCCCUAUGAAGGCUCAGCAGGUGCUCUUUACCAAGUCGCGGCCCUCUACCUUCACGUCGGCGCCUUCGAGAGUUGCUACCAUUCCGGAGGAGGAUGAGGGUGCCGAGUGGGCGCUGCUAGCUUCUCUGUGCUCCAAAGGAGCGGGGGCGUCGGAUGCCGGAUCUCGCGCCACGGGGCAAUACAUGGGAGCGACCGGAGUGUUUGUGAGUGUGAGGGAGUCGGCCACCAAGCAAGUGCACACGGCAUUUAGCACGGUCAGCAUGGGGCUCUACGAUGUAUGUUGGUCCAUGCAGCAGUUGGCGUUCAAGGUGAUUUUGGAUAUCGGGUGCAUGCGUUCUGUGGUGGGGGUUCGUUGGGCCACGGAAGUUCUUGAACGUUGGAAGGCCGAAGGGCGGUGGCAUCGGGUGGAGAAGGAGAAUGAGGCCUUUCGUUUCGGGGACGGGGAGGUCUUACACAGCCGCUAUCGCAUGGAGUUCAUCGGCUCGUUUGCGGGCGAGCCUGUGGUUUAUGGCUUUAGCGUCGUGGAGGGAGUGUGUCCACCGUUGUUUUCUCGAUCUGGGUGCACGCAGUUGGGUGUGGUGAUCGACUGUGAGCAUCAUUCCAUUUCGUCGAGACGGUUGGGGAUAAAGUCGUUUGGGCUGGGCCGGGCGGAAGGGCAUUACACUCUGUGCAUCGAUGACCCUGGCAUGGAUGUUGCUGCGAUUGAUCUGCCUAGGGACUUCAGUUUGGGCGCUGGCAUGGAUGCAAUGUCUAUCUGUUCGGAAGUUUUGCCCGAGAAGCCGGAGGACUGCCCGACGCUGGAGAACAUCUCGGACGAGGACGACUUUGCGAUGGUGACCGAUCAAGGGGAGGACAAGGAUCCCCGCCGGCGCAAGGCCAAGCAGCCUCCUCCUCGAGCGGCCGCAACUCCUAUGCCGCCGACGUCGUUGCUGGCUCCUGCGAUCGAUCCGGUGGCAGUGGGGAGCUCGGACCUGACGGCGGAGGAGAUUGCACUGCUGACCAAGCGGAGACAGAAGGCGGCCCAGGCCAAGAGCAAGGCCCAGCAACACCGGGCGUUGACGGGGGAGAAGGCGGAUUACCCCUCGCUGUCCCAUGUUUGGUCAGCGGAGGUGGGGCUAAAUUUGGCAGCGGCAACCCGCAGUCGGAUGGUGACCUUCGGCUGGAAGAGGAUGCUGUGGCAGCUGAGGGUGAAGAAGGCCAUCGAGCAGGAGGGCACCAAGCGUUGGAAGCGCAACCCGCGUUGGCUGGCGAAGCUCUUCGGCAAGGAGGUGGCAGCGCUGUGGGGACACUUCGGGGCGAUGCGGCAGAAGAUCAACAACCCCGCCGUGGCCGAGGGGCAGAAGACUAUGGAGAUGGUGAUGCACGCCGCGGCCGAUCCUGGAAGCUACUGUGUGAUGGAGAUGGGGUCAGUGGAUGUUGGCUGUGGCCCCGACUUCCAGGAGAAGAGCAAGAAGUUCAUUGCGGAGGUCCGGGAGCAAAAGCCGGACUUGGUGAUCAUCCGGCCUGUUCCUUGGCUUUUGCGGGCUACUGAGGCCGAUGAGCAGCUGUGGGAGCGACGCAGACUGCAACUGCCUUUGUGGCACGUGGUUCUGGAGUUGUGGAAGCUCCAGGACGAGGCGGGCCGUUUGGUGGUGUUGUCGCAGCCGGUGGCUUCAGAGGCUCUUUUCCUCACUUUUCUAAAGGAGAGGCGCGAGGUGCUACGGGUGGUGGUGGCAACGUGCGCUUUUGCGGAGGAUGGCCAAGCACUGCGCCAGCAACCGGAGGAGCUCUACCUGGAGGUCAACGAGGGGAAGUUUGCAGCGGCCCUUCAGUAUCGCAGUUGGUGUCAGUGCCCUCCGGCCGCCCACGCACGGUCGCGCAACGAGGGUGUCGGCCCUUCUUCGGGAUGGACGGCUCGACUUUGUCGUCAUGUGCUGGCUGCGGCGGAGCAGAGCCUCACGACCCACCGCGAGGCGAGCUACUUGGGCCUCGCUGAUGCGGUGCCGUCUUCGGAGGUGAGGAUCUGGGAGACAGCGCCCGUGAGCAGUGCUUCAGUGCCUGAGGAAAAUCUGCGGAAGGCGUUGCAGGAGAAUGGGGCAACGGGCGAGAGGUUCGACUUCGUGACGUUUGAAGGCCCUUCCUUGCAGCAACCUCGCCGACUACGCCAUACCGUUGCCCAUUUACAUGUCACGCUCGGACGCCCGUCCAACGAGCGGCUGGCCCGCAUGUUGGUGCUAAGUGGGGGGCAAAAGAGUGUCGUGGAGCUCGCGAACAACCUGAGAUGCCAAGUCUGCUCCAUGGUACAGCCACCACAUGCGAUGCCACAAGUGGCAUAUACGAAACCGAAACAAUUUAAUGAAAGAGUUUCGGGAGAUACGUUCUUUAUCUGGGACCAGGCUGGCACUAAGUUCGCGGUGACCCACUUCAUCGAUGGCCUCACUGACUACCGCCUGGGGGACCUCACGGAUCGGCCAGACUCAAGUUUCUCUCGGGAGGUUCUGCAAGACCUCUGGUAUGCCACGUUUGGCCCUCCUGACUUGUUGCUGACCGAUGGAGGGACUGAGUUUGCGGGCCACGUGGAGAUCCUCAAUCAGCUCAUCCCUGAAGGAGCUAAGUGGAGGAUGGGGCAGGCUGAACGACACGGCGGCAUCGUGAAGUUGAUGAUCAUGCGGAUGGCCAAGGCCUUGUCUUUGAAGGGGCUCGAUAGCAUGCGUCAGGCAGCUUUGGCGGCGUUCUCGGCGAAGAACCGCCUGAUGAACAAAGGUGGUGUGUCGCCUAUCCAAGCGGUGACGGGGAGGAGCUCGCCGUUGCCGGGGUCUCUCAUGAACCAGCUUGGGACGGGGCGGAUGCGCUAUCAGUACAACCAGGCGAUGGAGACCAACGAGGCCUUGCGGCGAGCGGAUCGUGUACGGCAUGGGGCGGUGGAAGCUUUUCAUUGGCUCGACGCGCACACCACUUUGCGCAAGGCUUUGACUACCCGCUCCCGCCCCCCUACGCUGGAAGGCAUCCGAGAAGGGGCGGUGGUGUAUGUUUACGAUCCGCCCAACAGCCGCCGAGGCCAAGCUCGUCGUCUGCAGGACAAUGAGUCGUGGAGCGGCCCGGGCGUUAUUGUCUGCGUGGAGCGGGACACCCCGGUGCCGCAAAGAUUGUGGGUGCGUCUUCGCGGACGAGUGAAAGCUUUUCCUUUGGAGAAGGUGCGGUUGGCUACCAUCGACGAGAUGGCCAGCGCCCAGUAUGUGCGGGAAUCCCUGGCCGAGGUGGAAAAGGAGCUGCAAGGCGGCCAGAUGUUGGUCGAAGAGGAUGAGCUCCCUGCAGUCGAGGGGAAGGGCAAGGCCACGCGGAAGCGCGAGGACAGUUCGUCCUCUUCUUCCUCGUCGUCGGAGGAGGACAUGGCGGCGAACGAGGUGACGGACGAGCAGGCCCAGCUGCACGAGGAGCGGGCAAAGUUGCUUGACGAUGUGCCCAUGAGCGUCCGUCAGAACUUACAAGAGAAGCGCGUGGCGGAGAAGGAUGGCCCACUGCCUACGGACCCCCACGAGUUGGACUUUGCGAAGAAGCGCCGGCUGUUCGACAAGUUGGCCAAGGACCUCGAGCCGCCCACAACUCUACAAGAGGGCCAGAUCCGCGACCACCUCUCCAAGAUCUAUGGCCAGUUCAAGGAGGUCAAGAAGGCGAUGAAGAAGCAGAGGCCCGUGGGUGGCCGAAAGCGAAAUGGACGUCGGGGACAGGCUGCUUCCUCCGCGGCGGUACUUGUGGCGGAGGAAGUGGACGUGGGCGAGUGGUUCCGGCCGGGCGAGUACGAGGCGAUGUUCAUGGACACGGUGGGCCAUUGGACCUUGUGGAGUGCUUCCUCUAAGCACGCUGGGGAGCAAGGCCUGACUUCGAUCGCGGCCUCGCUCAAGAAAGUUGAUGCCGAGGCCCUGGCGGAGGGGGUCACACAGGUCAAGACCGGCAAGGCCCGUGUGGAAUACCGAUGGGGUGACCUUAGCCCUGAAUGGCGCAAGGCUUUCGUGGAGCCGUUAAAGAAGGCGGUGGGAGUGUACUUGGAUCACCAUGGCAUCCAAGGGGUGCCAAAAGGGCAGGUGGUUGAUCCGCAGCGAGUGCUCAGUUCGCAAUUCGUCUUGACGAACAAAGGGGCCGAGGACCUCGAGAAUGCCGAGCUGAAGGCACGCUGGAUCUUCGGCGGCCACCGGGACCCUGAUGCUGGUUUGUAUGCCACUAGCUCUCCGACGGCAUCCACGCUGGGCCACAACUUGCUCAACUUUGUGGCUGUGCAGAUGGGGUGGGUGGUGCAUUACGAGGACGUGAGUGCCGCAUUCUUACAGGGGAAAGAACUUCCUCGCACCGAGAAGGUGUAUGUCCGAGUGCCCGCGGGUUAUCCGGAGGAGGUUGCUGAGUUCCUGUUGGCGGGCCUGCAGGGUGAUUCGCGCCCUGAUUUGGUGCAGUUAACCAAGGCUGGCUUUGGACUGCCGGAGAGCCCUCGCCUGUGGUACCUGGAGUACAAGGACACGAUUGAGGAGCUGGGGCUACGGGAGUUGGCUUUGGUGCCCGGGUUGUUUCGGGCCUUUCAUCCGGAUGGCACGUUGCGGGCAAUGGCCUCGAUACAUGUGGAUGACACCCGCUACGCUGGCGACGAGUCGAGCCAAGUGUUGUGGGAUGCCCUGCACCAGAAGUUGAAGUUUGGCAAGUUGCGGCGAGCCACAGAAGGCUGGCCUGAUGGAUGGCAAAAGUUCUGCGGCCGCUGGGAGAAACAAUGCCCAACGACGUUUGAGAUGUGGGUAAGCACGCAGGAGUACGUGAAGUCCAUACCCUUAGCACGUGGCCGAGAAGAAAAGACGGUGCCCACGGCUAAUGCCAGAGGAUCUUCGACGUCGGGUUCAACAGUCACUUCUACCUCAACUUCCGGGGGUUCUUCGACUUUGGGUUCAGCAGUCACUUCUACCUCAACUUCCGGGGGGUCUUCUACGUUAGGUUCAGCAGUCACUUCUACCACAACUUCCGGGGGGUCUGAGUUGUCGUUGGAUAUGCCAGCAGCCGAUGGUAACGACAAGGUGGUCAUUGAGAUGAUGCACGAUCAGAUCACCGGUGUCAAUGAGGAGCCGGAGUUAAGCCCUGAGGAGCGCAAGUUGAUCGGGUCUAUCGUGGGGCAGUUAAAUUGGGCUGCUAGGCAGGGCCGCUACGACUUGUCGUUCGUGUCGUCCAUGGUGCAGCAGCUAGCUGGACAAGGGAGGGCAGAAGCUCUCAAGUGGGUCAACAGUGCUGUCCGCCGUGCUCGUGAAGGCUGUGACAGUGUGAUCCGCCGCUUUCCCUGUGCCUUGGACGAGAUGCUGAUAGUGUCAGAGUGGCCCGUCUACAUCGUGGAGGCAAUGAGCUCAAAGAUCCAGCGGGUGGUUCGGUGCUCGAUGUCGGCGGAGGUGAGUUCGUUGGCCACAGCUUUCGAGCACGGAGAUUAUGCUCGUGCCGUUUGGGCCGAGUUGGUGGACCACACGUUCAAGCUGGGACAAUGGAAGCUGUCAGCGGCCAAAUGGAGGCAUCUCUUGGUCACCGAUGCGAAGACAGGCUACGAUGCCAUCGCCUCGGAGGUGUUGCCCUCCGACCGGAAGAUCGCUAUCGAUGUGGGGGUACUCCGAGAAGGACUUCUUGAGCCGCACUCGGAGAACUACAUUCGUUGGGUGCCGGGAUCCGAGAUGCCCGGCGACGGGCUAACCAAGUGGGCUCACAACCAGGUGCUCACGAAGGUGAUGUGCGAUGGCGAGUGGCUCUGUGCACUGGAAGGUGAAAAGAGGACUUUGCCGUCGCUGGAGGAUUAUCUGAAGAAUGAGCAAGUGGCAGAACUGCCCUUCUCUGAGGGGAAGCUUGGAGGGCAUCUGUGGGAUGGCGGCAUCCUCAUGGCUAUCUGGGCAGCGCAGCGAUGCGACGCACUGGCCGGACACAGAGUGUUGGAGCUUGGCUCAGGCGUGGGGCUUCUGGGCAUAGUCUUGGCACGAUGUUGUGCUGCCUCCGUGGUUCUUUCAGACUUCGGUCCCAAUGAGGGUGCGGUGGAGGUGGCCGAGGACAAGGAUCGUCUCAUCCCACCGUUGCUGCUGUCGAGACUGCGGGACAAUGUUAUGCGCAACAGACUCAGCAAUGCUGAAGAUGUGGUCUACUAUGCUGCAGAUUUGCCUGCGCUGGCGGCUGCCAUUGCUGCACACUUGCUUCCAAGAGGCUUGGCCUUCGUCGCUGUUCCUCGCCGGCAGUGGCGCGGCGCGCAGGCCUCCGAACGCAGCACCGCAGAGGACCUGAUCAAAGCACUGGAGCCUUUCGGUGAGGUCCAGGUGGAGGAAUUUAUCGGGUACUGCUGCACCCUGGAGGAGCACCCAGUCGCAUUAAUCCAGCUGCAAAGAUCAGCUGACUGA
Messenger RNA from Symbiodinium necroappetens, 8205 nucleotides. The record is from the annotation of a GenBank genome assembly. Lineage: Eukaryota; Dinophyceae; Suessiales; Symbiodiniaceae.